This is a messenger RNA of Solanum pennellii, 957 nucleotides long. Its product is annotated as probable serine/threonine-protein kinase clkA. The transcript has a single exon. Lineage: Eukaryota; Viridiplantae; Streptophyta; Magnoliopsida; Solanales; Solanaceae. The record is from RefSeq and is a predicted model, not a curated record. The annotation marks the transcript as partial.
GACAAUAGCAACAACAAAAACAACAACAAUAACAACAAUAGCAGCAACAACUACAACAAUAACAACGACAAUAGCAACAACAAAAACAACAACAAUAACAACAAUAGCAGCAACAACUACAACAAUAACAACGACAAUAGCAACAACAAAAACAACAACAAUAACAACAAUAGCAGCAACAACUACAACAAUAACAACGACAAUAGCAACAACAAAAACAACAACAAUAACAACAAUAGCAGCAACAACUACAACAAUAACAACGACAAUAGCAACAACAAAAACAACAACAAUAACAACAAUAGCAGCAACAACUACAACAAUAACAACGACAAUAGCAACAACAAAAACAACAACAAUAACAACAAUAGCAGCAACAACUACAACAAUAACAACGACAAUAGCAACAACAAAAACAACAACAAUAACAACAAUAGCAGCAACAACUACAACAAUAACAACGACAAUAGCAACAACAAAAACAACAACAAUAACAACAAUAGCAGCAACAACUACAACAAUAACAACGACAAUAGCAACAACAAAAACAACAACAAUAACAACAAUAGCAGCAACAACUACAACAAUAACAACGACAAUAGCAACAACAAAAACAACAACAAUAACAACAAUAGCAGCAACAACUACAACAAUAACAACGACAAUAGCAACAACAAAAACAACAACAAUAACAACAAUAGCAGCAACAACUACAACAAUAACAACGACAAUAGCAACAACAAAAACAACAACAAUAACAACAAUAGCAGCAACAACUACAACAAUAACAACGACAAUAGCAACAACAAAAACAACAACAAUAACAACAAUAGCAGCAACAACUACAACAAUAACAACGACAAUAGCAACAACAAAAACAACAACAAUAACAACAAUAGCAGCAACAACUACAACAAUAACAACGACAAUAGCAACAACAAAAACAACAACAAUAAC